Molecule: messenger RNA, 1491 nt
Organism: Bacidia gigantensis
Lineage: Eukaryota; Fungi; Ascomycota; Lecanoromycetes; Lecanorales; Ramalinaceae
Exons: 2
Coding region: 1-1491 (496 amino acids)
Source: RefSeq, a predicted model, not a curated record
AUGUCGAAAAAAGACGUACCUGCAGGAGAGGAUCUUCUGGCAGACCUAGCAGAACUCGGACGCCUAGAUCAAGAGGGCGCUGGAGAAGGCAGCAACAAACCGCCAGUGGAGGGAAAGGAAGCAGAUGAAGCUGCACUAGAGGAAUUUGGUAUUCCAGAAAGGCCUAAAUCACUGGGAAGGUACACACCAAAGCCAGUAUCUACUUCAGCUACACCAACUUCAAGAGACUCCCCGAAACCUGCUGGCAAGGACACUAGCGAUGGGGCUCGCUCAAGCGAGGAGAAGAUGCGUAUGAGGAAGUCGGGAGAUAGUACUAGAUCGUUUCAUAACAGCUUCACGCCUGCAAGCUCAGAAGAAGCGCAACCAGAGGCCGAAAAGGUGGCAUCCUCACCACCAAAACAAAGCUCAGGCGGGUGGUGGAGCACCCUCACAUCCGCUGCCACUGGCGCUGUCAAGCAGGCUGAGGCACUGGCCAAAGAGAUACAGCAGAACGAGGAAGCGCAAAGAUGGGCGGAGCAGGUCAAAGGCAAUGUCACACAUCUUCGUGGCAUAGGAGGUGAGCUUAGGUCACGAGCACUUCCAACGUUCACAAACAUCCUCCACACCCUAGCACCACCAAUCUCCUCGCAUGAGCGGCUUCAGAUACAUAUUACGCACGACUUCGUGGGCUAUCCUUCCCUCGAUCGGCUCAUCUAUUCCACAUUCUCCCGCGUGAUGGCGCAAGUAGAGGGCGGAGAUCUAAUGGUCAUCCAGCGCGGGCAAGAGUCGAGUCAGCGACGCGGCUCAGACGCAGGCUACAGAGGCUCAAGCACCAGUGGGUGGAACGACGGACCGUGGUGGAGGCAGACAACGAAGGCGCGCAAUCUUGGAGCAGUUAAAGGACUGGUAGAGGGCACAAAACUUAGCCGAGUCGGUGCUGAAAGCUAUGCCACGGAGUAUUUUGCUGCCAAAGGUGGACUCGAGGCAGUUGCGAAACAGGCGACUGAAGAGUUAAGUGAAAGCAAUCCUGUUCGCAGCAGUGAUAUCUUUCUCGCCAUACAAGCAAUCAGCCAAGCGCCAACAAAGGAUUUAUUCAGUAGUCCGGCUACAGAGCUCAAGAACAGCGAGGACGGAGUUGCCGUACCAGAGGAUGAGACUGAGACGAUUUGCUUUGCUCUUUAUCUGCAUGAUCCCGUACAUGGCAUCACCUUCUCGACCAUCUCGCAAUCUUUGCCUGAGAAGUGGAUCGGCUGGCUUGAUGCAUCUGCCUCACCCGACACAGCCGAAUCGAUACUACCCGAGGAAAUUGCAGACAUAGUGAACAAUGGAGGAGUCGAUCCCAGAGAAUGGGUGGCCGAAUGGGUUGAAGAGACUCUAAUUCUGGGUGUUGGCAUGGUGGCACAGAGCUACGUUGCUAGGAGGAUGGGCGUUGGUCAGGGUGGGAUUGGUAAAGGCAAGGCCAGGCAAGAGGCUCUGGAUUCCAACGGCGGAGAAGCAGCUAGGGCAAUCUGA